Entamoeba invadens IP1 is the source of this 1293-nucleotide messenger RNA. RefSeq lists its product as hypothetical. The record is from RefSeq and is a predicted model, not a curated record. The coding region runs from base 1 to 1293 and encodes 430 amino acids. The transcript has 2 exons. NCBI's taxonomy places the organism in Eukaryota, Evosea, Mastigamoebida, Endamoebidae.
AUGAGUAAACUCCCCACAAACGGAUGGGUUGAUGUCCGAACGAAUCUGAUGAAAUAUAAAAAGUAUUUUUACAAUAUCAAAGGAAACACCCUUGGAUUCUAUAAGGAUGAGGACCUCAAAAAAGAUUUGUUUAAAAUCGACCUCCGCGCGUCAAAGCUGUGUUACCUCCCAGUUUUACAAGACAAAAUAGAACAGCAAAAAAUUGUCAUCACCUUCGAUUUGCUUGAGAAAGAGUAUUACCAAUUUGAGUGUAACAAUGUACAAACAUUGGCGAUGUGGAUAACAGAAAUAUCGCCACUGGUUGAAGUCAUUGGAACAACACAUUAUCCAAUCAACACUGCGAUAUUCAAAACGGGAUUGUGUUUGCCACUCCCAUUGAUUCGUUCUUUCAAAUACAUUGAGGCCCAAAACUUCAAGGUAGAGGACAAUCUAAUAGUUCCCGGGUGUUACGACAUUUCUAAGAUAAACGAAACUGACGAUGCAAACGACAUUACAAGCUGCAGUCAGGCACAUCUCAUCAUUUAUGAAUACAUCAAAGCUUUAAACCCGCCAUUAAUUCCAUCAUACGUGAAUGACAAAAUCAUCGACGCGUUAAAGCGAGAGAGUGUUGUGAAUCAAGUAGAAGUGUUAGAGAAGGCAAUUGAAGAUAUUCAUAACCCGUCACAUUUAGUUGUUGUGUUGCUUUUUAAUUACUUACACAAACUUUACGACGACAAUUCUGAAAUACUUGAAGAGUUGGUGGAUAAGUAUCAGUGUGUGUUUGACCCUGCACCCGAGUACUCAAACUUCAAAAAACUCUUUGUGAACUGUUUAGUGGAGAAUUUUGAGUACGUCUUUCCAAAAGCAGAAAAUGUUGUUGCAGAAUUCAACAAAGAACCGUCUCCACCCACAUUUGUUGGGACAACUAAGCGGUCUGCGUUUGAAGAGCUUGUAAAGAAGAAGUUGAAAUCGCUUGAACAAAAAGACGAAAAGGGCAAAGAAAAGGAGAAGGAGAAAAAGGAAGAAGAACCUAAAGAGAAAAAAGACGAGAAAGACAUCGAGAGAGAAGACAAAGACCUCAAACAAAUGUUUAAAAAGAAACAGAAAAAGGAGAACCAAUCAGACGAUGGAAUGGACUUACUUCUCAAACAGUACUGUAUGGUUGAAACUGAAGACACACUUGAGACAAGACUUGAGAAACUAAAAAAGGAAAUAGCCGAACUCAAAGACACUGUUGUAGAACAGGACAAAACAAUUGUUGCUCUCAAGGAAGAGUAUGCAAAGCAGAACCCACAAGCUUCUCCUCAAAAAUAA